GCGGGCGGGGCGGGGCGGGGCGGCUCCCUGAGGCCCUGCCCAGGCCACGGACGGAUUUGGCGCCUAACGACGAGCCCUCGUCUCGCGGCCGCGGUUUGAGUCUCGCGAGAAGCGCCGUUUCCCCUCGACCUGGACCUCCGCGUUGUGGUUGAUGCUUUCGGAGUGAGAGUAAGAGAUGGGAGAACCACAGGAGGAUGGCUUGAUUGACCUACCAGAUUACGAGCAUACAGAAGAUGAAACUUUUCCUCCUUUUCCACCUCCAGCCUCUCCAGAGAGACCUGCUGAAGGGGCUGAGCAUGAUGAAGAGUCAGGGACUGGAGUACCUGUUCCUGUACCUCCAAAGAGAACAGUUAAGAGGAAUAUACCCAAGCUGGAUGCUCAGAGAUUAAUUUCAGAGAGAGGACUUCCAGCCUUAAGGCAUGUGUUUGAUAAGACAAAAUUCAAAGGUAAAGGUCAUGAGGCUGAAGACUUGAGGACACUCAUCAGACACAUGGAGCACUGGGCGCACAGGCUGUUCCCCAGACUGCAGUUCGAGGAUUUUAUUGACAGAGUUGAAUAUCUGGGAAAUAAAAAGGAAGUGCAGACUUGUCUAAAACGAAUUCGACUUGAUCUCCCUAUUAUACAUGAAGAUUUUGUUGGCAAUAAUGAUGAAGUAGGAGAGAAUAAUGACCGUGAUAUAACUGUUGCUGAAAUAGAUCCCUUUUUUACGAACUCAUCUGAAAGUGCGAAGUUUGUCUCUGAAUCGAGUGGAAGCCUGACAGAAGAGCAACAACAAAGAAUUGAGAGAAAUAAGCAGCUGGCCUUGGAGAGAAGGCAGGCAAGGCUGCUGAGCGACAGUCAGUCCUCAGGACACGAUACGUCAAUGAACACACCCAGAACACAGACUAUUGAAGAGGUUCAUACUGGUGAGGAUCAAGAGGCUGAGGGAAGUGGGUCAAGCAAGGACAUUUCCAUUUGUCCACAGAGCAGUGCCGCAGCCACUUCUGGGAAUGAAGAGGAGGAAUUAAAGAUGGAGGAAAUACCAGCGGACCAAGCCUGUGAAGCUUUGUGCACCUAGGGCUGCUCCUGUGGCCGCACGAGCCUCUGCCUCUGCCUGUUAAGUCAUGGCUCUGCAGGCGCAGGAGGAGUAUGUGUUGUCUGUGUGUGAAAAUCCUUAGGUAGUAAAUCUUACGCAUAUUCCUGUUAACUUUGUCACAUUAAACUUAUUCUCUUUAGCAUUUAUUUUUGUACAAGUAUGACUUCUAAAUAAAUGAUCACCGGUAAAUAAGCAGCAGCUGUUUUGAAUGUCUUCAGUAGAUUCAGGUGAUGUAUAAUAUGUAUUUGCAUCUUAAAACAACUGUUGCUGUGGAGUGUGUCUAUUUUUAAACAGCAAAAAUAAAAAUUCCUCUUCUCUUUAUGAACA
Molecule: messenger RNA, 1402 nt
Organism: Oryctolagus cuniculus (rabbit)
Lineage: Eukaryota; Metazoa; Chordata; Mammalia; Lagomorpha; Leporidae
Gene: TIPIN
Product: TIMELESS interacting protein
Biological process (GO): replication fork processing; DNA replication checkpoint signaling; DNA damage response
Cellular component (GO): replication fork protection complex; nucleus
Molecular function (GO): DNA binding
Source: RefSeq, a predicted model, not a curated record